Messenger RNA from Morus notabilis, 2833 nucleotides. Its product is annotated as pre-mRNA-processing protein 40C. The transcript is spliced from 14 exons. The record is from RefSeq and is a predicted model, not a curated record. Gene Ontology annotation, cellular component: nucleus. Bases 148 to 2637 code for a protein of 829 amino acids. Gene Ontology annotation, molecular function: RNA polymerase binding; transcription coregulator activity. Lineage: Eukaryota; Viridiplantae; Streptophyta; Magnoliopsida; Rosales; Moraceae.
AACGAAAGAGAGCACGAAGAAGCAGAGGCAGAGGCAGCGGCAGCGGCAGCGACUCGUCUUCCAGUUCUAGAAACUGCUAAUGCCCGAUCAUUGUCCACUAUCUCUUGGUCUGUUUCGUUGCUUUUUUAUACUUCUUUGAGUUCCACAAUGACAACCCCGGCUCCUAACGUGGGCUCAACAAGUUCAUGGGGGCCGCCUGCGGCUUUUACCAUGCCUCCGGGAACACCCGGGGCUCCGGGAACACCUGGCCCCCCAGGAAUAUUGCAAUCUACACAUAUCUCCUCUAAUAUUACCGUGGGACCUGUGGCCGUGGAUACUUCUUUAACAGUUCAGAGACCUAUUAUGCCUUCGCCAAUGGGUGCUAUGGCAUCAAAUUCAGCUGUUCAGCAGCAAAUUGGUGUUCCAUAUCAGUCUUUGCCUUCCAUGGCUGCUCCCCCUCAGGGACCCUGGUUGCAGCCCUCUCCUCAGAUGGGAGGCGUUCCUAGGCUGCCGAAUUUGCUAUAUCAUGCCGCCUUUCCUGGCCCUUUCCCGUCAAUGGCACGCGGUAUUCCCCCUUCUGUUCCAGGACCUGAUUCGCAGCCUCCUGGCAUUGCUCCUGUUGGAAAUACUCGUCUGACUCCAACACCUUUUGCCGCUUCUGUACAGCCAGUAGUGGCAGGAUCCUCAGGGACAAGGAUGGAAUUACAUACUUCAGACGAACAAACCCAUGUCCGUGAUGUUAGGUCCCAAGUUAGUGCUGAUGUUAAUGAGCAAUCAGAUGCAUGGACAGCGCACAAGACUGAGGCUGGAGUUGUCUACUACUAUAAUACUUUGACUGGAGAAUCAACUUAUGAUAAGCCACCUGGUUUUAAGGGCGAGCCUGAAAAAGUAUCUGUGCAGCCUGUCCCUGUAUCAAUGGUGAACUUGCCUGGAACUGAUUGGGUAUUGGUCAGCACAAGUGAUGGAAAAAAAUACUAUUACAACAACAAGACCAAGGUUAGCAGCUGGCAGAUCCCAAACGAGGUGACAGAAUUAAGGAAGAAGCAAGAAAGUGACAUUCCAAAAGAAAAUUCCACGUCAGUGCCAAAUAAUAAUGUAUUGGCUGAAAAAGGAUCUACUCCAAUAAAUUUGAAUGCUCCUGCCAUUAACACAGGUGGUCGUGAUGCAAUGGCUCUUAGAUCCACAAGUGCACAAGGUUCAUCAUCUGCACUUGACUUGAUUAAGAAGAAGUUGCAAGAGUUUGGAACCCCUGUUACCUCUUCAUCAGGUCAGGUACAGCCUGGAAUUGCAGCAUCAGAAUCAAAUGGCUCUAGGGCAGUUGAGCCUACAGCGAAGGGCCAGCAGAGUGAAAGUAGCAAAGAUAAGCCUAAAGAUGCUAAUGGUGAUCGCAAUAUGACCGAUUCCUCUUCAGAUUCAGAGGAUGCAGACAGUGGGCCUACAAAGGAGGAGUGCAUUAUUCAAUUUAAGGAAAUGCUUAAGGAACGAGGAGUGGCACCAUUCUCAAAAUGGGAAAAGGAGCUGCCAAAGAUUGUUUUUGAUCCACGAUUUAAGGCUAUUCCAAGUUACUCCCUUAGGAGGUCCUUGUUUGAGCACUAUGUUAAGACCCGUGUGGAGGAGGAACGAAAAGAAAAAAGAGCUGCUCUGAAGGCUGCAAUAGAGGGAUUUAAGAAGUUACUGGAUGAAGCCUCAGAGGACAUUGAUCAUAAAACAUAUUAUCAAACUUUUAGAAAGAAAUGGGGUGAUGAUCCACGAUUUUUAGCCUUGGACCGCAAGGAUCGAGAGCAUUUAUUGAAUGAAAGAGUCCUGCCUUUAAAGAGGGCCACUGAAGAAAAAGCUCAAGCAAUUCGUGCUGCUGCUGCAAGCAAUUUUAAAUCCAUGCUUCGAGAAAAAGGAGAUGUAACUGUUAAUUCACGUUGGUCAAGGGUGAAAGAAAGUCUGAGGGACGACCCAAGAUACAAAUCUGUCAAGCAUGAAGACAGGGAAGUUCUAUUUAAUGAGUAUCUAUCUGAUUUAAGAGCUGCAGAAGAGGAAGUAGAAAGGGAGGCAAAAGCCAAAAGAGACGAGCAGGAUAAAUUAAAGGAAAGAGAGCGGGAGUUGAGGAAGAGGAAAGAAAGAGAAGAACAGGAAAUGGAGAGAGUGCGAAUAAAAGUUCGAAGAAAGGAAGCAGUUGUGUCUUUUCAAGCUCUACUUGUGGAAACAAUUAAAGACCCCCAGGCAUCUUGGACCGAAUCCAAGUCUAAAUUGGAGAAGGAUCCACAAGGUCGUGCAUCCAAUCCUGAUCUUGAUUCAUCUGAAAUGGAAAAGCUCUUCCGCGAACACAUAAAGACGUUGCAAGAGCGUUGUGCACGUGAGUACAAAGCUCUGUUGGCAGAAUUAUUGACAGCAGAUGCUGCUGAACGCGAGACGGAUGAUGGAAAAACAGUUCUUAAUUCAUGGUCAACUGCUAAACGUCUUCUAAAGCCCGAUCCCAGAUAUAACAAGAUGCCAAGAAAAGAUAGGGAAACGUUGUGGCGUCGAUAUGCCGAAGACAUGCUACGGAAGCAGCAGAAGUCGGAACCUAAUUCUAAGGAAGACAAGAAAAUAGAUCCUAGAAAUAGAACCUCUGUCGAUUCUGGGAGGUUGCCCUCGGGAUUGAGAGGAACGCAUGAACGAAGAUAGAUGAUUGGAAACUACUUGGCCUCUGUCCUUUUGUAUUAUUUUCAUCCUCUUACUCAGUCGUAGAGUCUUGAUAAUUUUGACUUGUAAAGGGAAACAAAAAUAAGAGUGACUUAUGUAUGAUAUUGUACUGAUUUUAUCAUUGUUGGUUAGAUGACUAAUGCGUAGUAUUUUCUAUUUAUUAUACAUUUUUAUCAGA